Molecule: messenger RNA, 225 nt
Organism: Botrytis sinoallii
Lineage: Eukaryota; Fungi; Ascomycota; Leotiomycetes; Helotiales; Sclerotiniaceae
Exons: 1
Coding region: 1-225 (74 amino acids)
Source: RefSeq, a predicted model, not a curated record
AUGCCUCGACUUCGGCCGAACCAGAUGCUUUUGAUGCAAGCAGUUCGUCUUAGGGUGAAAGUUCCAGAGAGGAAUCCAAAGCCUGUGGACGACGCGAGGAAUGAAAUAUCCCACGAGAAUACCUCCUUUUCGGUCAUAUCUAGUACUUCCGAUACAGGCGAUUCAUCUGGAAAUAGGAAAGAGGACGGAAUUAGACCUCAGAUGAGAAGGAGAAAUACAUGGUGA